UGGCCGCCGCCUGUCCCCGCGGAGGAGGCGCAGCAGCCGGAGAUGGCGGCGGUGCUGAACGCCGAGAGACUCGAGGUGUCCGUCGACGGCCUCACGUUGAGCCCAGAUCCGGAGGAGCGGCCCGGCGCGGAGGGCGCUCCGCUGCUGCCUCCGCCGCUGCCGCCGCCGCCUGCGGGGUCUGGCCGGGUGCCGGGCGCCGGCGGAGAGCAGCCCGGGGAGCCCGGGGAGGCGGCGGCUGGGGGCGCGGCGGAGGAGGCGCGGCGGCUGGAGCAGCGCUGGGGCUUCGGCCUGGAGGAGCUGCACGGCCUGGCGCUGCGCUUCUUCCGAGAGAAAGAUGGCAAAGCAUUUCAUCCAACUUAUGAAGAGAAGCUAAAACUUGUAGCACUGCAUAAGCAGGUUCUAAUGGGUCCAUAUAAUCCAGACACUUGUCCUGAAGUUGGAUUCUUUGAUGUGUUGGGGAAUGACCGGAGGAGAGAGUGGGCAGCCCUGGGAAACAUGUCUAAAGAAGAUGCGAUGGUAGAAUUUGUCAAGCUCUUAAAUCGAUGUUGCCAUCUCUUUUCAACAUACGUUGCGUCCCACCAGAUAGAGAAGGAAGAACAAGAAAAAAAAAGGAAGGAGGAGGAGGAGAGAAGGCGGCGUGAAGAGGAAGAAAGAGAACGUCUGCAGAAGGAGGAAGAGAAGCGUAGACAAGAGGAGGAGGAAAGGCUCCGGCGGGAGGAGGAAGAGAGGCGGCGAAUAGAGGAGGAGAGACUCCGGUUAGAGCAGCAAAAGCAGCAGAUAAUGGCAGCUUUAAACUCCCAGACUGCCGUGCAGUUCCAGCAGUAUGCAGCCCAGCAGUAUCCAGGGAACUACGAACAGCAGCAAAUUCUCAUCCGCCAGUUGCAGGAGCAACACUAUCAGCAGUACAUGCAGCAGUUGUAUCAAGUCCAGCUUGCACAGCAACAGGCAGCAUUACAGAAACAACAGGAAGUAGUAGCAGCUGGGGCUUCUUUGCCUACAUCUUCAAAAGUGAAUGCAGCUGUUUCAAGUGAUAUGCUGUCAGUAAAUGGACAGGCCACAACCCAUACUGAGAACUCUGAAAAAGACCUUGAACCAGAAACUGCAGAAGAAGCCCUGGAGAAUGGACCAAAAGAAUCGCUUCCAGUGAUAGCAGCUCCUUCCAUGUGGACACGACCCCAAAUCAAAGACUUUAAAGAGAAGAUUCGGCAGGAUGCGGAUUCUGUGAUUACAGUGGGCCGAGGAGAAGUGGUCACUGUUCGAGUACCUACCCAUGAAGAAGGAUCCUAUCUCUUUUGGGAAUUUGCCACAGACAGUUAUGACAUUGGGUUUGGGGUGUAUUUUGAAUGGACAGACUCUCCUAACACCGCUGUCAGCGUGCAUGUCAGCGAGUCCAGUGAUGACGACGAGGAAGAAGAAGAGAACGUCACUCCCGAAGAGAAAGCCAAAAAGAAUGCCACCAAGCCUCUACUGGAUGAGAUUGUACCUGUGUAUCGACGGGACUGUCACGAGGAAGUGUACGCUGGCAGCCACCAGUAUCCAGGAAGAGGAGUCUAUCUCCUCAAGUUUGACAACUCCUAUUCUUUGUGGAGGUCAAAAUCAGUCUACUACAGAGUCUAUUAUACCAGAUAAAGAUGCUAACAAAGUCUGGAAUCUAGGGUUAGGCAGAAUAUGGUGUUUAACUUGGAAAUUUCUUUUGACUUUGGAUGGAGCAUAGAGUCAGUGUUGACCCUGUUGAUUUUGGUCUGAUGGUUCGUGAACUCUUGUUGGGAGUAAGGAUUUCCUGGAGAUGCUUUAGCAUUAACUCUUUGGGGUUAAGAGGGAUUCCCAGACUCAUGCAGCCCUCAGGUGCUGGUCAACAGAGUCACUAGUGGAUGCUGAAGUUACAUGAGCUAAAUGUUAAAAUAUUUAAAGUCUCCAAAAUAAAACACCCCAGUGUUGACCCCACCUGGCUGAUGGUUAGUCCCUUAUUGCCUGCUUUGUGUGUUUUAAGGAGCUGGUAGUUACAGCACCCUUGAAUUUGGUAUGUUACAAGCAGCUGGCUUUGAUCAAAGGUUACCAUUUCUAAAAUUUAAGGCUGAAGAUCUCACGGAGUAUAGAAAAAAAUUGUCAAUUUGAUCUUGCUCUGGUUGAAUAACCCAGAUUGCUUCUGCUUUGGGUACACUGUUUAGUUAUAUUACAGAGGAUUAUUUUCUAAAAUAAUCUUAAAUAUUCAACCCAAAAGACAAUUGAAAUAUCAAGAUUCAUGAAAUGUAGCAAAUGUUCUUGAGGGAACCUCCGCAACUCAGGCCUUUUUUCUCUAUUGGUUUUUAUACUACCAGUAGCAAACAGGAUUAAGUCUUGCUUUGAUACAGCAUCUCAAAUUGAAACCGUUUGCUCUACAGAGCAUACAGUUAGGGACUUGGUAAACUCAAAAUGGCACCUACUGAAUUAAAAUAUGUAAAAUUGUUCAAAUGCAGUAUGUGGGGACAACAUUGCACUGAAAUGGAAAUUACUGCCAGACACAGCCCGUUUUCUUCUCGUUUGCACUAUCACUUACACACAAGACAGACAGGAUUUCACUAUCAAAUUGGAAAUACAUAUGCCCACAUUAAAAUUUUAUAGCUUUAAUCUAUGUCUUCAUUGAUGGGAAAAAGUACAUCUUUGUUUUCCUUACUAAAAACAAAUAUGGAUUAAUUGCCUCAAACUGUGUACGUAAUUGGCUAGUCUCAAGAUUGUUUUGAGAAGGGUGGGUGUUAGACAAAUGAUAAAGAUGGCAAUAUACAUGCAAUGUUAUAUGUUAUUACUGAAAGUUAAUUUUUUUCAAUUUCACGUCAUAAAUCACUUCUUGUAAGAAGGAGGAUUUCCAUUAGUCGCUGCGGCGUACACACUUCACUGCAGAUGGGCUGCUGAGUUUUGUGUUUGUGUGCAUUUACUUGUUUUUUAAUACCUGGUUUUGUAUGUACCUAAUCUGUUCUUUGUUCAGAAACUGGAUUGUUUUUCUCCUUAGUGCUUCCUUUGUGUUUUUAAAAUUUUGGUUCAGAAGUCCCAGAUCACAGAUGCCCAUCCUGUUACAUCCCAAGCAUUUGUCAGGCUGUCUGACAGCUCUUGUGUACAUAUGGUAUAAGAACCACAGAGUUAGGCAUUCCCUGACUUUUUUUUUCAAUGAGAAAAAAUACUGUAUUUAAAAUGUAAAAUAAACUUUUAAAAAGCAGGCACUAAUAUAUAUUUCUUCCAGCCUUUGAUUACAAAUUUAUCCUUGCACAGGUUAAGAUGAAUUAUCUUCUAAAAAUACUGUUCUUGGGAGCAAUGUGUGUUACUUUACAUAGCAGCAGGUCCUGUCAUGUGUUCAUGUUAGAACAUUUUGGGUUUUAAACUUUUUUAUUGCCUUUGGCUGAUGAUUAGUACAGUAAAAGUGCGAUUUCAAAAAGAUCUUGAAAAUAAUAUAUUUAAUCAAUUAAAAUGUUUAUCU
Molecule: messenger RNA, 3448 nt
Organism: Ochotona curzoniae (black-lipped pika)
Lineage: Eukaryota; Metazoa; Chordata; Mammalia; Lagomorpha; Ochotonidae
Gene: ACBD3
Product: acyl-CoA binding domain containing 3
Exons: 8
Coding region: 43-1629 (528 amino acids)
Cellular component (GO): Golgi membrane
Molecular function (GO): fatty-acyl-CoA binding
Source: RefSeq, a predicted model, not a curated record